Elgaria multicarinata webbii is the source of this 1704-nucleotide messenger RNA. RefSeq names its product RNA binding fox-1 homolog 1 (gene RBFOX1). Lineage: Eukaryota; Metazoa; Chordata; Lepidosauria; Squamata; Anguidae. The record is from RefSeq and is a predicted model, not a curated record. Gene Ontology annotation, biological process: regulation of alternative mRNA splicing, via spliceosome; nervous system development. Bases 99 to 1367 code for a protein of 422 amino acids. Gene Ontology annotation, molecular function: mRNA binding. The transcript has 13 exons. Gene Ontology annotation, cellular component: nucleus; cytoplasm.
GAGAAAUAAAUAAGCAAGCUUGCUCCGGCGAGGCACCAACGACGUGGCUGCCUGAAAACCCCCUCACUUGCCCUACGUCGAGUUCACAGAACGGCAACAUGCAGCAUCAUCCUCUGACAGGAGCGACCUGCGUGGCGCUUCCCAACGUGGGGAUGUGUCCCCAGUUGUCCUGUGCCUUGACUUUUAUGUACCUGCAGCAGGGUAAUCAGGAAGCGACAGCACCUCCUGACACAAUGGCACAGACUUACGCCUCAGCCCAGUUCGCUCCUCCUCAGAACGGCAUCCCAGCAGAAUACACCGCGCCCCAUCCUCACCCGACUCCAGACUACACAGGCCAAACCACAGUUCCAGAGCACACGUUAAAUAUGUAUCCACCUGCUCAGACGCACUCCGAACCAAACACAAGCGACACAAAUGCACAAACUGUCUCAGGCACAGCCACACAGACGGACGAUGCAGCACAGACCGACGGCCAGCAACAGACACAAUCUUCCGAAAACACGGAAAACAAAUCGCAGCCGAAACGGCUGCAUGUCUCAAAUAUACCCUUCAGAUUCCGCGAUCCAGAUCUCAGACAAAUGUUUGGGCAAUUUGGUAAAAUCUUAGAUGUUGAAAUUAUUUUUAAUGAGCGAGGCUCAAAGGGAUUUGGUUUCGUUACUUUCGAAAAUAGUGCUGAUGCGGAAAGGGCGAGGGAGAAAUUACACGGCACCGUGGUAGAGGGCCGUAAAAUCGAGGUAAAUAACGCAACAGCCCGGGUCAUGACAAAUAAGAAGACAGUCAACCCUUACACGAAUGGUUGGAAAUUAAAUCCAGUUGUUGGUGCAGUCUAUAGUCCAGAAUUCUAUGCAGGCAGGGUGCUGCUGUGUCAAGCAAACCAGGAAGGAUCUCCCGUGUACAGUGCCCCCAGUUCACUAGUAUACACAUCCACAAUGCCGGGUUUCCCUUACCCUGCCGCGACUGCAGCUGCUGCGUACAGAGGGGCACACCUUCGAGGCAGAGGCCGCACCGUCUACAACACGUUUCGUGCGGCGGCCCCCCCUCCUCCAAUCCCGGCUUAUGGCGGUGUUGUUUACCAGGAUGGAUUUUAUGGUGCAGACAUUUAUGGUGGUUAUGCUGCCUACCGGUAUGCACAGCCCACCACAGCCACCGCAGCUGCCUACAGUGACAGUUACGGACGACUUUAUGCUGCCGAACCCUACCACCACACACUUGCUCCAGCAGCCACCUACGGCGUUGGUGCCGUGAAUGCUUUUGCACCCUUGACUGAUCCCAAGACUAGGAGCCAUGCUGAUGAUGUGGGUCUCGUUCUUUCUUCAUUGCAGGCUAGUAUAUACCGAGGGGGAUACAGCCGUUUUGCUCCAUACUAAAUGACAAAACCAUAAAACCCUUCCAAUGUGGGGGAAAAAAAGGAAGCUUUCCGAGGCCUGGGUAUUGCAAUACAUGCAGUAGUGCAUCAUUUUAGCAACUCUAAAAAUACAAAAAAUACAAAAAUAAAAAAGAGGAAAAAAUCUACAUUUUUUAUCUUAUACCUCAGAUAUUUUGUUCUGUGUAUUUUAAUAUUGUGGGUCUUUUAAUUUCUGAAGGUUACAUAGUUUGCUGGCUGUAGAAAGUUCUAUUAUUAUUAUUAUUAUUAUUAUUAUUAUUAUUAUUAUUAUUUUCAUUGUUGUGGUUGAACUAGAAAGCUGCUAGAAAUGAAAAAUAAAA